Ipomoea nil (Japanese morning glory) is the source of this 3225-nucleotide messenger RNA. RefSeq lists its product as uncharacterized. Bases 1 to 3225 code for a protein of 1074 amino acids. The transcript is spliced from 5 exons. The record is from RefSeq and is a predicted model, not a curated record. NCBI's taxonomy places the organism in Eukaryota, Viridiplantae, Streptophyta, Magnoliopsida, Solanales, Convolvulaceae.
AUGGAUCGGAGUUGGAUGUAUAAAAAACGCAAUACACUUGAAUAUGUUCAUGGGGUUCAAGAGUUUGUUAAAAUUGCCGAGGAAUAUGCAAGUAAAAUUGGUGAAAAUUAUAUAGUGUGUCCUUGUUAUGAUUGUAGAAAUCUAAAAAAGUUUCGUAGUUCUGAACAAAUUAAGGAACAUUUGAUACGUCGUGGUUUUAAGAUAGGAUAUGACCGGUGGAUAUGGCAUGGUGAAACUGUCCUUACUAGUAACAGUACAAAUCAAAGAGAAUGUAGAAAAAAUGUAGUGAAAGAUCAAAGUAAUGAAGAUAAUGUUGGAAAUGAUGGAGACAAUGAUCGGCUAGAUGAAUUGAUACGGGAUAUGCAAGGGGAUUUGAAUGAAAUGCCUCAAGAGUUUGAAAGUUUUUUUGAGAGUUCUGGAAAACCUUUGUUUUCUGGAUGUAGUAAAUUUACAAAGUUAUCAGCAGUGCUUAAAUUGUAUACCAUAAAAGCAAAACAUAGGUGGAGUGAUAAGAGUUUCACGGAGUUAUUAGAGUUUUUAAAAGACAUGCUUCCAAAUGAGAAUGAACUUCCUUGUUCAACUUAUGAGGCAAAGAAAAUGUUAUGUCCGUUGAGGCUCGAUGAUGCAUGUGAGCAGAAGAAAAGUCCUCCAGCGAAGUUGUUGUGGUAUCUACCGGUGAUUCCAAGAUUCAAACGUUUGUUUGCAAAUGCAAAGGAUGCGAAGAAUUUGCAAUGGCAUGCUAGUGGGAGAAAAGAAGAUGGAAAGUUGAGACAUCCUGCCGAUUCUCCUCAGUGGAAGAACAUUAAUAAGAAGUUUUCUGAUUUCGGUGCUGAAAAUCGAAAUCUUAGGCUUGGACUAUGCACGGAUGGAAUGAAUCCUCAUGGUAACAUGAGCAGUCGCCAUAGCACUUGGCCAGUUCUUUUAACAAUUUACAAUCUUCCUCCGUGGUUGUGUAUGAAGCGCAAGUACAUCAUAUUAUCAUUGCUAAUAUCUGGUCCUAAACAACCAGGAAACGACAUAGAUGUGUACUUGGCACCGCUUAUUGAAGAUUUAAAGAAGUUGUGGAAUGAAGGUGUGACAGUAUUUGAUGCUCAUAGUCAAACCAACUUCACUUUACGAGCCAUGCUGUUCUGCACAAUCAAUGACUUCCCAGCAUAUGGUAACUUGUCAGGGUAUACUACUAAAGGGGCUAAGGCAUGCCCUGUUUGUGAAGAUGAAACAUUUGAUCUUUGGUUGAACAACAGUAGGAAAAAUGUGUUCAUGAGUCAUCGAACCUUUUUACCUAUUGACCAUCCUUAUCGAAAGAGGAAAAAAGCUUUCAAUGGAAAAUCUGAGACUGGAGUUGCUCGCUUACCAUUAUCAGGGGAUGUUGUUUAUGAUCGAGUGAAAAACAUUGGUAAUGUGUGGGGAAAAACUUCAAAAACAAGUCAAAAGGGUAUUUGGAAAAAGAGGUCUAUAUUAUGGGAUUUACCAUAUUGGGAGCACUUAUCUGUUCGACAUUGUCUUGAUGUAAUGCAUGUGGAGAAAAAUAUUUGUGAUUGCAUUAUCGAGACAUUGUUGAAUAUUCAAGGUAAGACGAAAGAUGGUAUUAAAGCUAGAAAAGAUAUGGUAGAAUUGGGGAUAAGGACUCAAUUAGCAACACAAGAAUCUGGAAAGAUGGCAUACUUACCUCCAGCUUGUUAUACUCUGUCUAAAAAGGAAAAAACAAGUUUUUGUAGCUGUCUAAAUGGUGUCAAGGUUCCUUCUGGCUAUUCAUCUAACAUUAAAAAGCUUGUUUCAAUGAAGGACCUUAAAUUGGUUGGUAUGAAAUCACAUGAUUGCCAUGUGCUAAUGCAACAUAUGUUACCUAUUGCUAUUAGAGGCAUAUUACCUAACCAUGUUAGACAAGCAAUUACAAAGCUUUGCUACUUUUUCAAUGUCAUUAGUAGUAAAGUUGUUGAUCCUGAGGUGUUGGAUUCUUUGCAAGCUGAUGUGGUAGUAACUUUAUGCCAGUUUGAAAUGUAUUUCCCUCCAUCAUUUUUUGAUGUUAUGGUGCAUUUAACAGUUCACUUGGUGUGGGAAAUUAAAAUAUGUGGUCCUGUAUUCUUGAGGUAUAUGUAUCCAUAUGAGAGAUACAUGGGAAUUUUGAAAGGAUAUGUGAGAAAUCGAUAUCGGCCAGAGGGGAGUAUAAUUGAAGCUUAUGGCGCUGAAGAAGUGAUUGAUUUCUGUACUGAUUAUUUGGCUAAUGUUCAGUCCAUUGGUGUUUCUAAAUCACGUCAUGAGGGAAGACUCACAGGAAAAGGUACCAUUGGGUUUAAAACACGUGUUCCAAGUCAAAUAAUCCGAAAUCAAGCACAUCAUCUCGUACUGCAGCAGCUUUCUGAGGUUCAUCCAUAUUUGGAACAACACUUGUCUAUUAUAAGGCAACAAAAUCCUUCUAAAGGUGAAAUGUGGGUGACAAAAGAACACAAUUCUACAUUUAUCACAUGGUUCAAAGAUACAGUGAUGCAAGAGUUAUCUCAAGUGCCAAAUAAUAUCACUGAAACCAUUAGAUGGUUAUCGUAUGGCCCUAGAUUUGUUGUGAGCACUUAUGAGGGAUAUGAUAUUAAUGGGCGGGGUGUCCGUGUAGAUGAUUUGGGUUUUACCUUAGUUGAUUUUGGUCGGCUUGGAUAUCAUGUUGAACCGUUUAUACUUGCAUCUCAAGCUAAACAAGUCUUCUAUGUUUCUGAUCCUAUUGAUAGUAAGUGGUCAAUUGUCUUACAAGGCAAAAGAAGUAUUGUUGGUGUUGGUGAUGUUGUUGAUGAAGAGGAAUAUGACCAAUUUGAUGAAACCCCACCAUUUUCUAUUGGUAUUCAACAUGUGACUUUAUGUGAAGAUAACAUUGAUACUAAUUACAUGCGUACUGAUCAUGAAGAAGGGUUAUGGAUUGACCAUCCGACAGUAUAUAUAUACAUGGCUGACGAUCACACAGAUCCGGUGGUGGAGGAAUCUUCAAAGGGAACAGAGAGCAAAGUGCGUAAAGCAAGAAGAGCUACAACUUGCAGUAAAAUGACAAAGAAGAGACUAGAGGAUGAGUCUAAGGUAAUUGAGUUUGAUGAGAAGAAUAGGCCUCUUGGGCCAAAUGCAAGGAAGUACUCAAAUUACCUUGGCCUUAUGGUUCGUAUUCACAUAGACAUAAACAUUCCACACUGGCGUCUUGUUCCAACUGCGGUUAAAGAUGCAGUCUGGGAUGAACUUAAGGCCUAA